AUUUACAGAUUUGAUUUUGCCUUCAUCUUCUUCUAUGUGUUUCAGUUCACCAACAAAAUAACAAACAAAACACCUACUCCCCCUCCUCCUCCACCUUCUUCACUACUAAUCCAAGCCCGUCUCCUUUUUAUCUUUUCCCAAAAAAAAAAAGGCAGACUGUUAAUUAUUUUGUCAUCAAAAUUUAAAGAAAAGAAAAAGGUGUCUUUUGUGAUUGGGGAAACCGAGAGUGGAAUAUUAAACACGUGGUGGUAAUUGGUUGGAGGAGGAGAAGGAAACAGGUCAAAAGUCAAAUAGAAAUGCCGGAGGAGGAUUUGGUGGAUAUAAAGUUCAGGCUUUAUGACGGGUCGGAUAUCGGACCGUUCCGGUACUCAUCAACGUCUACUGUUGAUAUGCUUAAGCAGCGGAUUGUUUCUGAUUGGCCCAGAGGCAAAACAGUAACUCCCAAGGCAGUGAAUGAAAUCAAGCUGAUAAGCUCUGGUAAAGUCUUGGAUAACAACAAGACCGUGGGUCAAUGUAGAACACCUUUUGGAGAAGCAGCCGGGGGAGUUAUCAUAAUGCAUGUUGUUGUACAGCCAUCUCUAGCAAAAACCAAAACAGAAAAGAAGAUUGAUAAAUCUCCGAAGAAAAUCGUGUGCUCGUGUUCCAUAAUGUGAAGGCAAGGUUACAGAAAUACGGAUUCUCAAUAGGCGGACCUGACCAGGAACGAUCAUCUACAAAGAGGACAAUCAUGCGAUAGAAAAAUGGCGGAAACAAGAAAAGGGAGAACAUCAACAAUCAGAGAGGGAUACAGGGACAAAAGCUCUAGAUCUGCCGGAGAACUUUCUCAGCUGCUACUAAUGUCUUGAAUAACUUCAUCAGUAUGUGCCAGGCUUGUAAACCCCGCUUCGAAUUGUGAAGGUGCAAAGACCUUCCCUCAGCAUUCCUUGAAAAAAUCUGGCAAACUUUGCUGUGUCACUUUUCUUUGCAUCAGCGAAAUUGUAAACAGGCCCCUCCGUGAAGAAAAACCCAAACAUUCCACGUAUAUAUCCACCGCAAAUUGGAUGCCCA
Populus nigra (black poplar) is the source of this 1047-nucleotide messenger RNA. Its product is annotated as membrane-anchored ubiquitin-fold protein 3. Gene Ontology annotation, molecular function: protein binding. The transcript is spliced from 5 exons. Bases 297 to 653 code for a protein of 118 amino acids. NCBI's taxonomy places the organism in Eukaryota, Viridiplantae, Streptophyta, Magnoliopsida, Malpighiales, Salicaceae. The record is from RefSeq and is a predicted model, not a curated record.